AUGAUUAAGAUACUGUCCAUACUCGUAUUCGCCAUGAUCUUCAUGGUUGGAAUGUCCUCUGCUGAGGUGUUGGCUGGCCGUGAAUGUCAAGUGAAUUGUUACCGUGAUAUGGCCAACUGUUGGGACUCGUGGCUCCAGAACAUGCGUACCAAUGACCCAUGUCCAUGCAUUCCCAAGUUCUUCGAGUGCAUCUACCGUUGUGGAUACCCAUACUCAUAA
This is a messenger RNA of Acytostelium subglobosum LB1, 219 nucleotides long. RefSeq lists its product as hypothetical. Bases 1 to 219 code for a protein of 72 amino acids. The record is from RefSeq and is a predicted model, not a curated record. The transcript has a single exon. NCBI's taxonomy places the organism in Eukaryota, Evosea, Eumycetozoa, Acytosteliales, Acytosteliaceae.